AUGAACUCACACAACUAUAAUCAUCAGCGGGAACAACAGCGACAACAAGAGCAGCAGACAAAUGUGAAUCCUGUUACCGACUUGACUAAUUAUCAGAUAAAAAAACGUAGUAGAAAAAAAUCCGAUGAAUUCGAAUCAAGACAAGAAGAAGGUGGAGACGGAGACAAAGGUGGAGAAGGCGGAGACGGAGAAAAAUCUCCACAACAGAUAUUCCAACAGUAUCAAAAUCAACAAGUGGAUGAUACAACGAUGAAUUGUAGUCAUGCUGGAAGUAGUCAUAUGGAACAAAGGGAUGAAACCGCCUUAUCAAUGAAGAGUGCCACCAUGUCUAUGGGUAAUUCGCCUGAUCAAUUUGUUUGUCCAGUGUGUCGUAAUGAAAUUCAAUCAGAAGAUUUAGAAGACCACUACAGUUAUGAAUUGAAACAAAUACAAAAUUUCACAAUCAGCGUGCCGACAGAAGAAAUGAUAAAGAUGUCCAGUAAACGAGAGUUGUCACCACCUACCAUCAUCAGUCAGCAGACGAAUGAAGCAUUGCAGAACAGUGAAUCGAGAUUUGCAAUAUUUAAGAAUAUUGAAAAGAACCGGAAAGAGAGAAGAGAGAAGUUUCUGGAACACCUUUAUUCCCUGAAUGAUAGAAAUGAUAACAGAGAAAAACGAAAACAACCACAAGUGAUACCUAAAUUCUACAACGUUACCAAGUGAUUGUCAACGAGUCGUCUGUCGCUAAGUAACAGUAUAUCAUCAUUCAUAUCGAUUAUUCUGAGUCAAAAUAAUUCUGAGACAGUCAUGACAGUCAUUCACUGAUGUCAUCAGCCAACCAUAUUUUCUUCUUUUGUUUUUCGUGUAAAUAGUGUUAACUUUCCAAUUUCCUCUAAUCAUCUCAUUUCUUCUCCCCCUUCUCUCAAG
This is a messenger RNA of Trichobilharzia szidati, 906 nucleotides long. NCBI's taxonomy places the organism in Eukaryota, Metazoa, Platyhelminthes, Trematoda, Strigeidida, Schistosomatidae. The record is from the annotation of a GenBank genome assembly.